UCUACCUGAUCCAGAUGGGAUCUUGAUUUAAGUAAACUAACCUUUAUAGUCUCUAUUGAUCGUGUUUUUAUUUUUUCCAGGACACUUGAUUAAGAAACCCUCCACAGAACAUCUCACUUUAUCUCCAAGCUAUAAAAUGGAAGAUGAGGAAAUCGCAAGAGAUUGUGCAGGAGAAAAGACAAUGAGCUCAGCUAUAGGUGGUGGACUUCAGCGUAUGGAGAGACCAUCAAAUCCCUCUGUCUCUGAGCAACCUCGUACUGUGAGGGAUGGUGCCGGAAUUCAGGGGGAGGAGAAAUUUUCCUGUACUGAAUGUGGGGAAAGUUUUAGCUUUCAAUUAAGUCUUACUGUACAUCAGAGAUCUCACACGGGUGGGAAGCUUCAUUCUUGCUCUGAGUGCGGGAAAUGUUUCUCAGAGAAAUCAGACCUUAUUAGACAUAAAACAUUUCAUGGAGGAGAGAAGCCGUAUUCCUGCCCCAAGUGUGGGAAAGGUUUUCUACGGAAAUCAGACUUUCUUAUACAUGAAAGAUCUCACACAGGAGAGAAGCCGUAUCUUUGCUCUGAAUGUGGUAAAAGUUUUUCAGACAAGUCCAAUCUUAACAGACAUCAGAGGAUUCACACGGGGGAGAAACCAUAUUCCUGUCCUGAGUGUGAAAAAUGUUUUUCACAGGUGUCCCAUCUUCAAAAACACUGGCGGUCUCACACAGAGCAGAAAAUGUGUUAUUAUCCUGAGUGUGGAAAAUGUUUUUCACAGAUAUCAGAACUACGAAUACAUCAAAGAUCUCACACAGGCAAGAAGCCAUAUUCCUGCCCUGAGUGCGGGAAAUGUUUUGCAUGGAAAUCAGGACUUGUUAUGCAUCAAAGAUCUCACACUGGGGAGAAACUGUGUUCCUGCCCUGAGUGUGGGAAAUGUUUUUUACACAAAUCAGACCUUGCUAGACAUCAAAGAUUUCACAGAGGGGAGAAACCGUAUUCCUGCCCUGAGUGUGUGAAAUGUUUUUCACAGAAAUCAGACCUUGUUAGACAUCAAAAAUCUCACAGAGAGGAGAAGCCGUAUUCCUGCCCAAAGUGUGGAAAAUGUUAUAUAUGGAAAUCAGAUUUUCUUAUACAUCAAAGAUCUCACGCAGGGGAGAAACCGUAUCCCUGCUCUGAGUGCGGUAAAAGUUUUUCAGAGAAGUCCAUUCUUUACAGACAUCAGAUGAUUCACACAGGGGAGAAGCCAUAUUCCUGUCCUGAGUGUGGGGAAAGUUUUUCACGGAAAUCGGGACUUGUUCUGCAUCAGAGAUCUGACACAGGGGAGAAGAUUUUUACCUGCCCUGAAUGCGGGAAAUGUUUUUUAGACAAUUCCAGACUUUGCAGACAUCAGAUGAUUCACACUGGGGAGAAGCCGUAUUUCUGUUCUGAGUGUGGGAAAAGUUUUUCACAGAAAUCAGACCUUGUUAGACAUCAGAGGUCUCACACAGGGGAGAAGCCGUAUUCGUGCCCCAAGUGCAGGAAAUUUUAUAUACGGAACUCAGACUUUGUUAUACAUCAAAGAUCACACAUGGGGCAGAAGCCAUAUUCCUGCCUUGAGUGUGGUAAAUGUUUUUCGGCAAAAUCCAUUCUUCACAGACAUCAGAGGAUUCACACGGGGGAGAAGCCAUAUUUUUGUUCUGAGUGUAGGAAAUGUUUUUCAUGGAAAUCAGAACUUGUUAGACAUCAAAGAUCUCACAAAGGGGAGAAGCCACAUCCCUUCCUCAAAUGAGGGAAAUGUUUUUCAUGAUUGUUAAUAUUCCUGCCCUGAGUGUGAAAAUACUGUACAUGGAAAUGAGACUUUGUUAACCACCUCAAUACCUCAAUUUCC
Molecule: messenger RNA, 1840 nt
Organism: Rana temporaria (common frog)
Lineage: Eukaryota; Metazoa; Chordata; Amphibia; Anura; Ranidae
Product: zinc finger protein 260-like
Exons: 1
Coding region: 137-1741 (534 amino acids)
Biological process (GO): regulation of immune system process; regulation of cytokine production; negative regulation of transcription by RNA polymerase II
Source: RefSeq, a predicted model, not a curated record